CCGCGUCCCCGUUAGCCCCGCCCCGAGGGAGGGGCCGAGCCCGCCUUUUCGCCUUCGCCGCCGGCAGUGUGGGCUGUGCUUGAGCGCUGUGUUCCUCCAUCUAUGCAGGGCAGCACGAGGAGGAUGGGCGUCAUGACUGAUGUCCACCGGCGGUUCCUGCAGCUGCUGAUGACUCACGGCGUGCUGGAGGAGUGGGACGUCCAGCGCUUGCAGAAGCACUGCUAUAAGGUCCAUGACCGCACUGCUACCGUAGAGAAGUUGGAGGACUUCAUCAACAACAUUAACAGUGUCUUGGAGUCUUUGUACAUCGAGAUAAAGAAAGGCGUCACGGAAGAUGACGGGAGACCCAUUUAUGCGCUGGUGAAUCUUGCAACAACUUCAAUUUCUAAAAUGGCCUCAGAUUUUGCAGAGAAUGAGCUGGAUCUGUUUAGAAAGGCUUUGGAACUGAUUAUUGACUCAGAAACUGGCUUUGCAUCUUCCACAAAUAUUUUGAACCUGGUUGAUCAGCUUAAGGGCAAGAAGAUGAGGAAGAAGGAAGCCGAGCAUGUGCUGCAGAAGUUCGUACAAAACAAAUGGCUGAUUGAGAAGGAAGGGGAGUUCACCCUGCACGGCCGGGCCAUCCUGGAGAUGGAGCAGUACAUCCGGGAGACGUACCCCGACGCCGUGAAGGUCUGCACCAUCUGUCACAGCCUCCUCAUCCAGGGUCAAAGCUGCGAGACCUGUGGAAUCAGGAUGCACUUGCCUUGUGUGGCCAAGUACUUCCAGUCCCAUUCGGAGCCGCGCUGCCCCCAUUGUAACGACUACUGGCCCCACGAGAUACCAGUAUUUUCUGGCUUUUCUGCAUACAGAAGUCUUUGACCCCGAGAAGGAGAGGGAGGCCAGCAUCUCCAAAUCGAACAAAAGGUCCUUGCGAUCCAGGCAGCACUAGCCGGCCACCGCCUUCAGGGGAGUGACCGGCACGCCCCGUUUGGAAGAGAGGCAUCAGUUUCGUGUUUCCCGUGAUUCACCUCCUUUAUCUUUUACGUUCACUUGUUAACAGGUUUGGAAUAAACUUACUAAGCAGCCA
Orcinus orca (killer whale) is the source of this 1066-nucleotide messenger RNA. RefSeq names its product NSE1 homolog, SMC5-SMC6 complex component (gene NSMCE1). The transcript is spliced from 8 exons. Gene Ontology annotation, biological process: DNA damage tolerance; double-strand break repair via homologous recombination. Gene Ontology annotation, molecular function: ubiquitin-protein transferase activity. Gene Ontology annotation, cellular component: nucleus; Smc5-Smc6 complex. The coding region runs from base 103 to 858 and encodes 251 amino acids. NCBI's taxonomy places the organism in Eukaryota, Metazoa, Chordata, Mammalia, Artiodactyla, Delphinidae. The record is from RefSeq and is a predicted model, not a curated record.